Molecule: messenger RNA, 1243 nt
Organism: Pseudovirgaria hyperparasitica
Lineage: Eukaryota; Fungi; Ascomycota; Dothideomycetes; Acrospermales; Acrospermaceae
Product: dihydrodipicolinate synthetase
Exons: 3
Coding region: 115-1095 (326 amino acids)
Molecular function (GO): 4-hydroxy-tetrahydrodipicolinate synthase activity
Source: RefSeq, a predicted model, not a curated record
GUUCAAACGCCGACAGAGGUAUUUAUAUCAUCUAUUUCAACUUUGUAGUCAACACCUAUAAGUCGUCCGUACGGAUGUCACACUUUGGAAUAUCUUAUCUCACACGGCUCGAGUAUGGCACAAAUACCACCGACUGGUGUGUUCGUCCCAGUCCCCACUUUCUUCACAGAAUCGUCAACAUCAUCUGGUAAUGGCCUCCAGGCAAAGGUCGAUAUCGACACACAAGUCCAGCACAGCAUAUUUCUCGCCAAUAACGGCAUCAGGGGACUCGUUCUUCUGGGUUCAACUGGCGAAGCUAUCCACUUGACCAAAGGAGAGAGAAUAGAACUCGUGUCUAGAACACGUAAAGGACUAGACCACGCGGGCUUCAACGACUAUCCAAUAAUGGCUGGAGUCCUCACUAAUGGUGUGGACGAGACACUGGAAUGGCUUGACGACUACGCAAAAGCAGGUGCCCAAUGGGGCUUGGUGCUCGUGCCCGGAUAUUUCGGAGUCUCGGCAAAUCAGGAAAACAUUAAAGAGUGGUUUACAUUAGUUGCCGACAAGAGCCCGCUGCCGAUUCUAAUAUAUAAUUAUCCUGGCGUCACGAACAAUGUUAUGGUUGAUCCCCUCACAUAUACCGAGCUUGCACAGCACCCAAAUAUCGUAGGCUGUAAAAUGAGCCACGGAAAUGUUUCACAUCACGUCCAAGUCUCUCUCGACCCAGACAUCGACCAUAGUAAGUUCCGUGUCUACAGUGGCUUCGGCCAACAGCUCGGUCCCAUAGUGUUCUUCGGCGCUGCAGGCGUCAUUGAUGGCUUGUCAUCUGUCUAUCCAAAGACUGUGUCGCGGCUGUUCGAUCUUGUGGAGAAGAACGGGACGGAUGCAAAGACUAUCAAGGAAAUCCAGAGGCUGCAAUUUGCUGUUAGCAGGGCGGAGGAGUUCAUUGGUAAGUUCGGUAUCAUAGGCAUCAAAGAGGCAACGUACCGAGUGGCUGGUUUCGGCAAUUUGAAAGGUGGAAGACUGCCGCUGAAAGGCCAAAUGGGGAAGGGCGAAUUUGACAAGUGGCAUAAGAUUCUAUUGGCACGGAUUGAGGGAAUUGAGAAAUCAUUAUAGAUGGCAUGCUUUGCUUACUUUCUUUAGAUUGACGGAGCGCAAUAGUAAUACAAUGUAUACUUCGUUCUGAUAUUGCAACCGCCCGAGAUCUAUAUUAUAAUAGCGUUUGAUUGUAGCUGAAAAUGAAAGCUACAAUUAGGCAUAAGAC